AUGGCGAUCCGCUGCUUUGUAGCGACACUUGCCAGCUUCUUUGUGGUGACCAGCGCUGAUGAACCAGAGUUCAGGGCUGCUGUUGCUCCUUGUGUCCAUGCAGACGAUUCUUGCAACCCAGCAUUGGAUCGCUGCUGCCAGGGCCCAGGGUUGAUGACUUGCCGUUUACGAUCGAACACCAAAGAUGCUGGUAUGUCUUACAGGUGCGGGGCAGAAUUUGCUCACGAGCUCAUUUCGCUUUCCAAGUGCAUUCCGGAAGGAGAGCUCUGCGAGCCUGAACACAGCAAGUGUUGUCAAGUGGAUUCCAAGAUGCCCAUGAAUUGCACAAUGCCCAAAAAAGACAAGAAAGGAGGCAAGCCUCAGCCCAAGUGCAUGGCAAUGCGAUCUGCGGUGCAGCUGGAGAGUUGCGUGGAAGAGGGUUCCAGCUGCAGCCCAUUGGAGAAUCGCUGCUGCCAGGGCCAAGAGAAGAUCGCCACUCAGGCACUCCGAACCUGCCAGUUGAAGUUCUCGGAGCGCCCCAAUGUCCACAGCCCCGCAUAUGUUUGUGCCAAGGAGUUCACAGGCUGGGUGCGCCUGAGAUUUGGCCAUGAGCCGGGGCUGCCGGGAAACAUUGGAAACGACGGGUUUUUCGGAGAGCAGACAGCAGAACCUCCUGUAGUGAUCAAAGAGGACUAUACCUUGGCAGCGGUCUUCAGCGCUCUGGGGCUGGUACUCUGUACUGGUUUGCCAUUCUUUGGGUUUGGGUUGGGAGCCUUAAUCCUGCUGCUGGGUAUCCUAUUUUUUGUUCAAGCGGGCCGAGUGCGCUUCGUUUUUGACAAUGAGGCCUUCGAACUUCGCACGAAGAAAGAUGGAGAAGAUCUGGAGAAGCCAGGUGAGAACAUUGUGGUGGGUGGAGAGAAUCGCUGGAAAUACUCCAGCUUCGUUGCUCGACCGCACGACAGUGGCCACACGUGA
Cladocopium goreaui is the source of this 954-nucleotide messenger RNA. The record is from the annotation of a GenBank genome assembly. NCBI's taxonomy places the organism in Eukaryota, Dinophyceae, Suessiales, Symbiodiniaceae.